AUGGCUACCAGAUCAUACAAGAAGCGAAAGUUUCGAAAGAGGAUGAUCAAAUAUAUUGUCGCGAAUUUAGUCUUUGUUUCUAUCUUUUUCGUAAUAUUUCUCAAAUUCGCAGACAUAUCGAAAGAGAAAAUUGAACUUUAUUUACCCGAUGAGAUCUCCAAACUGGGAUUCUUGUCUGAAAACGAGAAAAUUUGUAAAAAUUUACCAAGAGACAACCGUGUGUUGGUGUUAUGUUUGAGUAGACCCAAGUCUUACCGACGCAGAGUGGCAAUCAGAGUCACAUGGGCCAGGAACUUGAACCAACUCCGCAGAAAUAACAGGACAUUCAAUUACACUGUAGUGUUUCUGACUGCUCGUCCUAAAACGCCAAAAGAAGAAGCACAACUGAACUUGGAAAAUCAAAUUCACGGAGACAUUGUCAUUUUCAACCAGGACGACAGUUACGAAACGCUAACAGUGAAUGUUUUUGGUUCUUUCAGAUGGGCACUCAAGAACUGUGAUGACUUCGUGUACAUGAUCAAAAUCGAUGACGACACUUUCAUCGAUUUAGACAAAUGGGAGCAGAAUUUAUUGUCUCACUUUGUUACCAGUGAAAAAACGCUUGCAUCGAUGAGAAAAAGUCAUAUUUAUGGAGGAUAUUGCAGAAUUCCGACACCCGUGCUGCGAAAAUUGUCUAAAUGGGGAGUGACCUUUGAAGAAUACCCUUUCGAGAAAUAUCCUGGCUACUGUUUCGGCCCAAUGUACUUCAUCUCGAAAGCUCUUCUCGAAACAGUGGUGGAACAGUGUCCCUACCAUUGCACAGGCCAGACAAUCACAAACAUCUACAGGGCAUCUGGCUGUUUCUGGAAAUUUGAAGAUGUUUUACUAGGCUCCUGUAUCCUACACGUCAGACGAAACACGACAAUUAUAAAAUAUAGAAAAUUCGAAGACUACUUGUUCUUAUUUAGACACCCGAUCGUUUAUUUACUUUAUCCGAAUGCGAUUAUGGCGCAUCCCGUACGCACAGAUGAAGUUUUUCUCCUCACAUAUUCCUUCACAAAAUCUGAACAGCUUAGUGAGCUGAUAUCAUAUUAUACAUCUGAGGUAUCAAAAAUUGAAGGUUUUUCUAGAUCUCAAAGAUAG
Molecule: messenger RNA, 1122 nt
Organism: Symsagittifera roscoffensis
Lineage: Eukaryota; Metazoa; Xenacoelomorpha; Acoela; Convolutidae
Product: beta-1,3-galactosyltransferase 5-like
Exons: 4
Coding region: 1-1122 (373 amino acids)
Cellular component (GO): Golgi membrane
Molecular function (GO): hexosyltransferase activity
Source: RefSeq, a predicted model, not a curated record